Messenger RNA from Bradysia coprophila, 994 nucleotides. Its product is annotated as cystinosin-like. The record is from RefSeq and is a predicted model, not a curated record. Gene Ontology annotation, cellular component: lysosomal membrane. NCBI's taxonomy places the organism in Eukaryota, Metazoa, Arthropoda, Insecta, Diptera, Sciaridae. Gene Ontology annotation, molecular function: L-cystine transmembrane transporter activity. Gene Ontology annotation, biological process: L-cystine transport.
UAAAUUUUGAAAACAUAGUCCUUGCUCCGUAUUAGUAGAAUUAAGUUUGAAAUUUUAAGUUUUUUGGAAAGCUUUACAAUUUUCACCUUCACUGUGCAUUAUAGGGACGAUAGGGUUGAUAGGGACUGUAGGGCGAAGAGUGUUGUAUGGUUCAUUUUGUCUCGUUAUUAUUAGCAAUUCAAAGACGAAAUUGAAACUUGUUUAUCUAAUUAAUUCACAUUUCGUUCACAGUUAACAUUAAGUCCUCUCGGUCAGGCGAUUGAACAGAAAAACCGGUGCAUUUUACUUUCUGCGUGUCGAUUGGUCGAUUAAUUUCAAUUGCUGCGUGUCGGUUUGUUUGCAAGAUUGUUUAAAUCGAAUAAAAAUGCGUUCCGUGCACACAUUGAAAAUUCAAAAAGAAUACUUAGAUCUGAUCCGGGCCAAAGUUAAAACCAUUGACAUGCGAACUGUAACAGAUGCAACGAAACUGAUGAAAAGUGACGAUCUAAUAAAAUUCGUUUGCGGUUCUGAAAAGAUUGUGUACCGCUUGAAAUGGAGAACGGAAUACGCUUCACUGGGCUCUUGUUUACAUGAUGAAGGAGUUGAGAAUGUGAUGCCGGGUUUUUCCAUGACUGCCGCUUUAAGAAGAUUUAAGCAGUGGUCCUCCUUUAAGCCGGCCUGUGUUGCAGUUUUUGCUUUUCAUGUGGAAAUAUUGGAGAGUGUCGAUACAGUCGAUUUGGAAGCAACGACAAAGCAAUCGGUUGGAAGUGUCAGUGGUUUAAAAAGACCGUUCAAAAGUUCCAGCCUCGAAACAGGCGAACCUGUUGCCAAAAUUGUGAAGGUGAACAAUGCGACUCAAAUCCGUUCGAAUUCAAGUGUCAGUGCCAAAAGACGAGAAGAAAUCGUUGCACAAAUGAACAGUGUUACAGUUCUUAUUAAUAUAUCUAUAUCCAGUUUGAUUUACUUUCCACAUAAAAAAAAAUUAUUAAAAAAACCCAUAUGUCAACCAAAUUAA